UUUCACAGAAAAAGUGAAGAUUUAAAGAAACGAUUAUGGCAGAACAACCUUAUGGGAACGUUCCACUCUUUAGAGAGUUGACAGCGGAGGAAAUUGGUGAUUUAGAAGCCACAGAAAUUGAGAGCCUUUGCGUAAAUUGUGGUGAACAGGGCACGACAAGGCUACUUCUGACCAAGAUCCCAUUCUUUCGGGAAGUUGUUGUGAUGUCCUUUUCAUGCGCCCACUGUGGUGAUACCAACAACGAUGUCCAGCCUGCCGGCAGGAUACAGGAAAAAGGCUGUCGGAUCAGCAUCGAAAUUCAAACCCGCAAGGACUUCAACAGGCAAGUGGUGAAGGCAGACACCGCAUCUGUCAAGAUCCCAGAGUUGGAGUUUGAAAUCCCUGGUGGCUCUCAAAAAGGCUCAUUUACCACAGUGGAGGGAUUAAUUACAAGAGCAGUUGAGGGCCUGGAACAAGUACAGCCAAUUCGCAAGGCAAUGUAUCCGGAAGUGGCUGCACAGAUUGAAGAAUUCAUCAGCAAGCUGGCUAACCUUGAACCACCAUUCCACCUGAUACUGGAUGACCCUGCCGGCAACAGCUUUGUGGAGAAUCCCAACGCUCCAGAGACGGACCCCUCCAUGACCAUCAGCAUGUACGUCAGGACCAAACAGCAGAACAAAGCCCUGGGACUCAUGGUUGACGAGGACGCAGAUGCUACUAACGAACCCCAGCAGGGGGAGGGGCAGGAGGAGGCAGGGAAGGAGGAGGAAGAAGAGCAGACUAGAGAAACAGGUGACUCCGAGCCCACCAACAUGGCCGACGAGGUUUUAGAGUUUGCUGUCAACUGCUCCAGCUGUAAUGCUCCCACCACGUCCAGAAUGAAACUUGUCAACAUCCCUUACUUCAAGGAGGUCAUCCUGAUGGCCCUCAACUGUGACUCCUGUGGCUACAAAGACACGGAGGUCAAAUCGGGGGCGGGUAUCGAGGCUAAAGGGAGGAGGAUAACCUUGAGGAUGACCGACGCCGCCGUGGAUCUGAACAGGGACGUCUUAAAGUCGGACACAUCCAGAUUCCUGAUCCCCGACCUGAACUUUGAGCUGACAAUGGGCACCCUGGGGGGCAAGUUCACCACCCUGGAAGGCCUCCUGACGGACGUCAAGACCCAACUCCUGCGGCCCUACUCCAUGGUGCAGGGCCAGGACAGUGCGCCAGAAGGCGCCGGCACCAAACUCAAGGAGUUCAUUGACAAGAUUGACGAGAUCAUAGCUGGUAAGCUCCUUGUUUCAGUCAUACUUGAUGACCCGGCUGGAAACUGCUACAUACAGAAUGUCUACGCUCCAGACGAGGAUCCUGAGCUGACAGUGGAGGAGUAUGAGCGAACUCGGGAGCAAGACGACGACUUGGGUCUCCUCGAAAUGAGAACAGAGAACUACAGGCAAGAUGACGCUUCGUGACAUCACAGAAGUCACGAGGUCAUCAGUUGCACAGUGUAAAUAAAGAUGAAUGCAUAUGUGACCUGUCAUGACAAAAUGAGCAUAAAGUCACACUGCACCAUUUCUUACUGUGACGCUUCAAAGUCAAAAAUUGUAAGGAAGAUCAAUUUUUGGGUUCCGUCAUAUUUGGAGAGAGUAACCCAUCUAUCUAGUUCCAUAUUUUUUGCAGGAUCAGAUAUUCAAAAAUGUCAUUUUCUCUCCAGUUUUUGAUAACAGCAUUAUUUGUGCUUGCUCUGAAAUGUUGAAACCAUAUCGGGAACAAAGACAGAAAGCUGCUGGAAGAAUGUUACAUUGUCACUUCACUUUUACCCUAAGUGUUGUUUACCAUUGUAAAGCUCUUUGUGUGCUGAAAUAAAAAAAAACCAAUAUCUCCAUUUUCAAAAAUGUCCGACUUCCAGCUCAUUUUGUGGUGACGAUCACGUUACUUGCCUGCCGCGGCUACAUUGGAAAGGUCUGGCUGUGGCUAGGCACACAGGUCCACCUGUGGCAGCCGCCGGCUUGCGGCUGCAGUCAUUUCCAUAGUCAUAUGUGAUACUGCAAGCCACAGCCAGUUGAUUCAGUCAUGGCUUUUCAAUCAUAGGUCUUAGGCUUGUCUUGAGGCAUGUAGAAGGAAUUCUUCCCCAAUAAGUGCAUGAUCAUACCAAACUGUAUUUGAGCCCAUGCUUGAGGUGUGUAAUGUCAAGAAAAUUUGUAAUUAAAGUAAAUUAUAAAAACCUAAACCUCUUACAUGUAAAUGGAGGAACGCAUUGCAUUCUGGGAACCGGGCACAACUUUUCCAUUGUUUUGGAGUACCCCUCAAAAAAUUAUGGGCAAUAUCCAAAGGCGGAUGUUGCUCCUGUGUCUCUUUCACAAAAUAGACCAGAGGCUACGUCGUAGACAUUGCUAGGACACUGUCGUUUUCAUUUUAAGCAACAUCCAGUCGACAAGAAGUUGUGGUUUUUUAUUUCAGAGAGAUGCUUUAGGAGGGCCAAGCGUCAUAUUCUUCGACAUGGCUGGACUGACAAUACAUUCAGGACUCACUGAGAUUUCAUUUCUCAAUUUUUAUUUCGGCAUUAAACCAGAGAGGAAAUGUAAACCACGUACAUUUGUAGUUCAGACGCAACAGAAAACCACUUUUUCUAAAUACAGGUAGCCUGAAUACUAAACAUCUUUGAUGUUAAUUCUAACAAUGUAUCCCCUGAUGGAAACAGCAUAGGCAACACAUCAGAAAAACUUCAUUCACUCACCUGUUUGCAGUCAAAUUAAAUGUACAGCAUCAAGCACAUACUCCGAUUUCAACUUCAAAAUGCUUGGUAUGCAGAUAAAAGUAGUCAGGAAAAACUGGGGUAGGAGAAGGAACACAUCCAAAUUCGAAACAUUUGCUUUUUUUAUUUGGUCUUUGUUCUACCUUUCGCUAGU
Molecule: messenger RNA, 2870 nt
Organism: Acanthaster planci (crown-of-thorns starfish)
Lineage: Eukaryota; Metazoa; Echinodermata; Asteroidea; Valvatida; Acanthasteridae
Gene: zpr1
Product: ZPR1 zinc finger
Cellular component (GO): nucleus
Molecular function (GO): zinc ion binding
Source: RefSeq, a predicted model, not a curated record